Messenger RNA from Monodelphis domestica (gray short-tailed opossum), 5113 nucleotides. RefSeq names its product zinc finger SWIM-type containing 4 (gene ZSWIM4). The record is from RefSeq and is a predicted model, not a curated record. Gene Ontology annotation, molecular function: zinc ion binding. Gene Ontology annotation, cellular component: Cul2-RING ubiquitin ligase complex. NCBI's taxonomy places the organism in Eukaryota, Metazoa, Chordata, Mammalia, Didelphimorphia, Didelphidae.
AGCUUCAUUGUUGUGGCGAGUCUUAAAGGGGCCGCAUCGGCCGGGCCCGUGCCGGGGCUCGGGGCCAGGACCAGGCGGACAGCGACGCGGGACCGGGGCCCGCGGGGUGUCGGGCCAGUGGCCGAGCGUGCUUCCCCGGCACAGCGCAGCAAGAGCGGCUCGGGGAGGGGUGGGGGGCUUCGGGCGGCGCAGCCAGGAAAGGCCGGGGAUUGGGGCCCCCGCACAGGCCCCGGCCCCGGCCCUGGCCCAGCCCGAUGGACCCUCCGGCUGCCAAGCGGAGCCGGGGCUGCCCGGGGGGGUCGGAGGAGCGAGAGGCCGGGGCCGGACGCGGCGGCCGGAGCCGGGUCGAGACAUUGCUGGACCUCAGCGCCAAGCGAGUGGCCGAGACCUGGGCCUUCGAGCAGGUGGAAGAGCGGUUCUCCCGGGUGCCUGAGCCUGUACAGAAGCGAAUCGUUUUCUGGUCUUUUCCCCGAAGCGAGAGGGAGAUAUGUAUGUACUCUUCCCUUGGCUACCAGCCACCCGAAGGCGAGCAUGACUCUCGAGUGCCCUUCAAUCGUGGGCUGCACCUCCUGCAGACUGGAGCUGUGGACAGAGUACUUCAAGUGGGCUUCCAUCUGAGUGGCAAUGUGACGGAGCCUGCUGGCCCCAGCGAGCCCGAGCGUCUCUACCACGUGUCCAUCAGCUUCGACAGAUGCAAGAUCACCUCGGUGAGCUGCGGCUGCGACAACCGUGAUCUCUUCUACUGUGCCCAUGUGGUGGCGCUGUCCCUGCACCGCAUCCGCCAUGCCCGCCAGGUGGAGCUGCGGCUGCCCAUCUCGGAAACCUUGUCCCAGAUGAACAGGGACCAGCUGCAGAAGUUUGUGCAGUACCUUAUCAGCGCCCACCACACCGAGGUGCUGCCCACUGCCCAGCGCUUGGCAGAUGAGAUCCUCUUCCUGGGCUCCGAGAUCAACCGUGUCCAUGGAGCUCCUGACCCCACAGCUGGUGCCGGCAUUGAAGAUGCCAACUGCUGGCACCUGGAUGAGGAGCAGAUCCAGGAGCAGGUCAAGCAGCUGCUCUCCAACGGUGGCUACUACGGUGCUAGCAAACAGCUGCAGUCCAUGUUCAAUAAGGUGCGGGAAAUGCUGCGAAUGCGGGACUCUAACGGGGCCAGGAUGCUGAUCCUCAUGACACAACAGUUCCUGGAAGACCCCCGACUGGCCCUUUGGCGGCAGCAGGGCGCAGGCAUGACCGACAAAUGCCGGCAGCUGUGGGAUGAGUUAGGAGCCCUUUGGGUGUGUGUGGUGCUGAGUCCCCAUUGCCGACCCGAGGAGAGGACGGGCUGGCUCCAGCAGCUGAAACAGUGGGACGAGUUAAGCGUGUGCCCCCUAGAAGAAGGCAACUACUCCUUCGAGGGGGUUUCUGGACCAUCCCUGCAGUCAAGCUCUCCCCCAAGGCCAGCAGCAGCUCGCCACACGGUGUUCGGACGUGCCCUGCAAGCUGGGGAGCUACGCUGGGGAGACCCUCACCUCCAGAAGAUCCUGGCCAGCGACUACUAUGCUCCAGGCCUCAAGACUAGUGGUGGCAGUGGGAGUGACAAGCUGAGCUUCGACCCUCAAGGCCGCCCCCUCUGGCUAGGCGAGCCCUUCCCCACCGCCUGUGCCCGUGUGGAUGCCCUGCGCUCCCAUGGCUAUCCCCGGGAAGCCCUGCGCCUGGCAUGUGCCGUGGUCCACACCUUGAGGUUACAGCGGCGCCAUCAGCUGGAGAGCUAUAAGCAGCAGAAGAAAGAGCUGCUCCAAAAAGGCUCCACCAGCAUCACCAAUGUGGAAGGCUGGGUGGGCCACCCCUUAGAGCCCAUCAGCUGCCUUUGCAGGGCCUUCCUGGAAGCCUGUCGUGUAGAGGACCAAGGUCUUGGGCUUUAUCCAGACCCAGCCUCUGAGAAGCGGAAAUCCACCUACCAGCACGUGAUGGUCCCUGGCAACCCUGGUGAAUCCUACUUGGCCCUGGCCCUGGAGGUGGCACUGCUGGGACUCGGGCAGCAACGGGCCAUGCCUGAGGGGCUCUAUGCUCAAGACAAGGUCGUCCGCAGCGAGGAGCAGCUCCUGUCCCUGCUGGAUGAGGUGCAACUGGACGAGAGGCUGGUACAAGGGCUACGCAAGCAGGCAGCCCUGCUGCUGGAGGGGGGACCCUUCAGUGGCUUUGGGGAAGUGUUGUUCCGAGAGAGCGUGCCCAUGCACACCUUUGCCCGCUUCCUCUUCACGGCCCUGCUACCCCACGACCCUGACCUGGCUUACCGGCUCGCUCUCCGUGCCAUGAGGCUCCCUGUGCUUGAGACAGUGCUGCCCGCUGGGGACCUUCUCCACCACAAUCCACUGGACUCUAUGAUGACCAACCGCUUUCCCCGCUGGUUUAUCCUUGGCCACCUGGAGACCCGCCAGUGUGAGCUGGCUUCUACCAUGCUAACGGCCGCUAAAGGGGACCCUAAGUGGCUGCACACAGUUCUGGGCUCCAUCCAGCAAAACAUCCACUCUCCGGCCCUGCUCUUCAAGCUGGCCCAAGAUGCCUGCAAGACAGCCACGCCGGCCAAUGCGCCCCCAGACACCACCCUGCUCAACAUCUCCCUGGAACUGGGGCUGCAGGUGAUGCGGAUGACUCUGAACACUGUGACGUGGCGCCGCAGAGAGAUGGUGCGCUGGCUCGUCAGCUGCGCCACAGAGAUUGGUGCCCAGGCCCUGAUGAAUAUCAUGCAGAACUGGUACUCCCUCUUCACACCCAUCGAAGCCACCACGAUCGUAGCAGUGACGGGCACCACCCAUGCCACCCUCCUGCGCCUUCACCUGGACUUUGCCCGUCGGGAGGAGCUGUGUGGCUGCGCCAGGACGCUGGCCCUUCAGUGUGCCAUGAAGGACCCCCAGAACUGUGCCCUUCCCGCUCUGACCCUCUGCGAGAAGAACCACGCGGCCUUCGAGGCGGCCUACCAAAUUGUCCUGGACGCGGCGGCGGGCGGCAUGGGCCACUCCCACCUCUUCACCGUGGCCCGCUACAUGGAGCACCGGGGCCUGCCGCUACGGGCCUACAAGCUGGCCACGCUGGCGCUGACCCACCUGAGCAUUGCCUUCAACCAAGACAGCCACCCCGCCGUCAACGACGUGCUGUGGGCCUGCUCCCUGAGCCACUCCCUGGGCCGCAACGAGUUGUCGGCCAUCGUCCCCCUGAUCAUCCAGAGCGUGCAGUGUGCGCCCAUGCUCGCCGACAUACUGCACCGAUGGACCCUUAGCUCUCCCGGCCUCGGCCCUCUGGGGGGCCGCCGGGGGGCUGGCGCCGCCAAGCCCCUGGCCACAGACCGGGCCCCCCUCUGCCAGCUGCUGGACGCAGCUGUGGCCGCCUACGUCACCACCACCCACUCUCGCCUGACACAUAUCAGCCCCCGACACUACGGCGAGUUCAUCGAGUUCCUGGGGAAAGCCCGGGAGACCUUCCUCUUGGCCCCUGACGGCCACUUGCAGUUUGCCCAGUUCCUCGACAACCUCAAACAGACCUACAAAGGGAAGAAAAAGCUUAUGCUUCUGGUCCGGGAGCGCUUUGGCUGAGGGCCUCGGCGCCUGGAGGGAAGCCUCCUCCCCCGAGCCACUUCCCACUUCUCCCCUCCCCUCCCUUGCCGGGCUGGGCCCCAGGCACAGGAUGAAGAUUUCGAGUGUUUAAUUUAUAGUACGGCAGGGGCUUGCACACCUCCCCAUGCAAUCAGCAUUUCAGUAUUAGCUUAGAAACCGUCUGGAGCGGUUCUGAAGGAUUAGGAGAAUGGGGGGUGGUCCCUGGGCAUGAAGUCAGUGAGGAGACGGAGCCCUGCCCUCCUCCCCAGCUCGGACAGCCCCCCUCCUCUCCAGGGUGCCGCCAUGUGCGCAUACACGCAUGUGGGCAAGGACCCUAGAAUGAGAAGCCAUACCCCGGCCUCCCAAGGCCUGACCAGGACGGCCGGGGGGCCGAGGGGAAGGGCUACCACUAAAACCCCUCGGUCGUCACCUAGGGCAGAUCCCAGAUUGGAGGCUGGGCUUCUUGGACCCUGUAGAACUAGCUGGGGUGGGGAUAGCCCUGCAUGCCAGCUUUCCCCUUUGAACCAGACCUUGAAGGAAAUGUAGCAGACCCGACCGCUCUGGGCCGGAGGUCUUUAAUUAUCCACGAAUGGCAUGUGAAGUCCACACACACCCGCAUCCUGUUUUCCCCCAUCCCCAACGUAGACCGUCGCACAUCUUCCUCGGCCUAGACCUCAGAUCUCUCCACCUCCAACACUCCCAGUGGAAACAUGGGCCCGUCCCAUGUGUCUGUGGCCCUGGGGGGCGAGAGGAAGAGCCACUCUCCUUUGGCUUUGCCCUCCCCUCCAGAAGCACCCACCCCUACCCCUGCCCAGUGAAGGAUUCUUGUUGACUUUGUAAGGGAGAGGAAUGCCCUCCUCCACCUAGCCCCAUGGCCUGGGCUUUAUACCUCACCUCCCCUGGCUCUGCCUGGGGCCCCGGCGUCCCCAGGUAGGAAAGGGGAGCACACUCCCACUCACUGCCCAGCCAUGGGGACUUCCACCGAGCAUUGUCCCCUAUCUUGCCUUUGGGAAAGGGAGGCUUUCCAGGGGGCUCCUUGCUGCAGCUCCCAUCCCUGGAGAGGACUGAGACAACUUAGUCACAACUCACCCCCCACCCCCAACCUGCCCAUCACUGGACAACCUCAACUCAGGAACACAAGCAGAGCCCAAGUGCUCUUGCUUAAAUCGUUUUUUGGGAAGAUAGAUGUCAGAGAGACAGGAAACUCCCUCCCUCACCCCAUAUUCUUAAUAUAUACGGGAAGGAAAAGCUCCAGUCAUGUGGCAUUCUCCCCCUAUCCUCCCCCCAAGUGUUUUCCUUAACUGGGGCGUGUUUUUGUUGUGUUUGCCCCCCUUGUGAGUCCCUCCAUCUGUUGUCUGUCCAUGUGGCAGGAGAAGGGGCCAGGGCAGCUGCACAGCCAGACCCCCUACCUCCGCAUGCCCCCAACUCACCUCACCUUUUCUUAUAUAUUAAGAGGAAAGAUCAUGUAAUUUUGUAAUUUUUUUCUAUUUAUUGAACCGUUUAUUGUAUUUUUCCUUUUUUUUAAAGAUCAAACACAAAUAAUA